Molecule: messenger RNA, 12614 nt
Organism: Alligator mississippiensis (American alligator)
Lineage: Eukaryota; Metazoa; Chordata; Crocodylia; Alligatoridae
Product: zinc finger protein 665
Exons: 4
Coding region: 1159-3639 (826 amino acids)
Biological process (GO): regulation of transcription by RNA polymerase II
Molecular function (GO): RNA polymerase II cis-regulatory region sequence-specific DNA binding; DNA-binding transcription factor activity, RNA polymerase II-specific
Source: RefSeq, a predicted model, not a curated record
AAAAAUAGAAGACACAAAGGCAUCCAGUUUCGUAUCAAUAGAGGACAGAGGACAACCGGGUGGUCCUCUAUGAUGGCCACCCUAACGCACACACGAGUAGCUCCUUGAUGUUGUGGCAGCCAUCUUGUAACCUAUGCUGAUUUAACUAAGGCGGCUCAAGAUAAUCCAUCUUGGAGGUAUAUUGUGUACAUUUAAUCCAACUGCAUGCCACAUACAUGUGUACACUCUGACAGUUAAGUCAGCUUAAAAAAACAGUUAAGCCGGUUUAACUGUUGGAAAGUUAGUACAUGUACGUGCGCCCCUGGGGCUUGUGAGGGCAGCAAGCAGACAGACUCCUGACACUCCCUGCCACCCUUAAGAGCAUCUCCAGGUGCCCAAGGACGAGGGUUCUCAGGAUGUGCAAGGUGGGGGAUUUGGGUCACAUGCAUCUUCCCCUAUCCGCCAUGACUAGUCAGCCAAGCCAUGCCCUUCUCACUGUUCAAGUAUUUUGUUCUGUGCCUGUGGGACAUGAAAAUAUCUCUUCUUUCUCCAAGGUGCAGUAGGCAGGGCACAGAACAUUCCUGUAGCUCACCAGAGAGGACCAUAACAGGACUGAGGGGUUCGGGUGGUGGAGCUGGGGCCAGAACAGGAGCAGGCUUCAGGGGCUCCAGGGCCAGUCAGGGCUGGAGCUGGACCAUGCAGUGGGGCUGAAUCGAGCCAGUAGACUGGGAGCAGGAGCUGAUGCUGAAUUGGGUUUUGGAGCCACACAAUGUUAGCACUGUUAGGUUUGCAUAUAUCCUUCACAAGAUAAACCCAGAGAUUUCAAAUAGUUGUGAUCUUUCUGAGGUCUUUGCAACAGAAAAACUGAUCCUUUAUUUUUUGUAGGCAAAAAAAGAGUGAAAACUAAGAGCUGGCAUUUUCCAAGAGGCGCCUUGAGUCUAAAAAGGUUGAGAACCACUGCUUCAGGGAAACGCCAGUGGCUGAGGAGCCCAUCAGAAGAAAUGGGGACUGCUCUGCAGCGAAUACUAACAUUUUUUGAGGCAUGCAAACUGGCAUGGGGGGUUAGGGGCACAAUACUACAAUGGUCGCAACCAGGAGUCCAGAGCCGAGGGUCACAAAUCAGCAGUCCAGAGAUGAGGAUUGAGGCAGAGGAGAUGGACAGGAACCUGCCACAGCAGGAUGAUGAAGUCUGAUGGAGCGGAGGAGAUUGCCAUCAGCUGGCCUCGGAUAACGGCCUUCGCUGAGUCUCACAGGAGAAGAGGACUUGUCUCCGGUCUGGAGAUGGAGUGUGAGCAGAGUCAGCUGGAGCCUACCCAGGUCCAGAACUCGGCCUCAGCCAGCUCCAGUGAAGGAGGGAUGAACCCCGACCUCCGCCGGCAGCUGGGUCUCAUCCUGCAAACCGCUGGCCGGACCCAGGUGGAGAAGAUGCUGCGGGAGCUGGUGAGGGAGCAGAACCAGGAGGGGAAGCGCAAAGCACGCAAGAAAGCAGCGAAGAACCCCAAGGAUGGAGCCGGUGAUGGGACCAUGAGUGAAAAUGAAGAGGAGACUCCCCUGCAGGAAAGCUCGGAGAAAGCAGACUCCCCUGGGCCCUUACUGGAAACCGCAGAGGGUCCUGACCAGGGGAAGGCCAGCGGGAGCCAGUGCCAGUCAGAAGGGCAGGAGCCACCACCACAGAAGAGCCUCCCCACAGGGAAGCAGGAGGGCAAAGCCACCCGCCGCACGGGCCUCAAGAAGGCAAAGGCAGUGGCGGCACGGGGUCCUGGCACAUGCCUGGAGUGUGGAAAGGACUACACCUGCAGCCGGCUCCAGCAGCGGGUGCAGACACCUGAGAAGCCGCACCAGUGCCCUGAGUGUGGGCGCUGCUUCCGCCAGCGCUCCAUCCUAGCCAAGCACCAGAAGAUCCACACAGGGGAGAAGCCCUACCGCUGCGGGGACUGCGGGAAGUGCUUCAGCCGCGGGUCCAACCUGACACAGCACCAACGUAUCCAUACAGGUGAGCGCCCGUUUCAGUGCGCUGAUUGUGGUAAGAGCUUCAUCCAGAAGUCAGACCUGGAGAGGCACCAGCGCACCCACACUGGUGAGCGCCCCUACCAGUGCGGCCAGUGCGGGAAGUGCUUCAGUGUCAGCUCUCACCUGGACCGGCACCGCCGCACUCAUCUGGGCGAGUCGCGACGCCACCACACCUGCAGCAGUGGCAGCAACCAGCCAGGCCCCCGUGGCCGCCUGGCGGAGGAGGAGGAGGAGGUGGCAGCAGCUGCUCCCCACCAGUGCCCCGAGUGCGGGAAGUGCUUCGCCCAGCGGGCAUCGCUAUCCAAGCAUCGCAAGACCCAUAGCGGGGAGCGGCCGUACCAGUGUGGGGACUGUGGGAAAUGCUUCAGUCGCAGCUCCAACCUAACGCAGCACCAGCGCAUCCACACGGGGGAACGCCCCUUCCAGUGUGCUGACUGCGGCAAAAGCUUCAUCCAGCGCUCAGACCUGGAGCGGCACCAGCGCACCCACACUGGGGAGCGCCCCUAUCAGUGUCCCGACUGCGGCAAGAGCUUCAGUGUCAGCUCCCACCUGGACCGUCACCAGAAGAUCCACGCAGCUGAACAGGCCUCUUACCGCUGCCCUGAGCACCUCAAAGGCUUCCUGGCUGCCCACCAGCACGGCAAGCUUUUUAAGUGCUCUGACUGUGGGCGCUGUUUCAGCCAGAGUGCUGCCCUGGUCAAGCACCAGCGGGUGCACGCUGUGGCACGGCCCCCCCAGUGUGCAGACUGUGGGAAGAGCUAUGUGGCCAGCCCUGGUGGCAAGACUGGGGGCAAGCCUCACAAGUGCACAGACUGCGGGAAGAGCCUGGGUGGGGCCCCUGUGCCCGUGCUGCAUCCUCGGCUGCGCGCCCAGCAGUGCAUGGACUGCGGGAAGAACCUUGGGGCGGGGAAGCCUCCGCCACCCCCACCCCCAGCGGAGAAGCCUUUCAAGUGUGCAGACUGCGGGAAGGGCUUUGGGCAGCGCUCGGCCCUGGUGAAGCACCAGCGCAUCCAUACAGGGGAGAAGCCGUAUGCCUGUCCUGACUGUGGAAAGAGCUUCAUCCAGAAGUCAGACUUGACCAUCCACCAGCGCAUGCACACUGGGGAGAAGCCGUACCGCUGCAACGAGUGCGGAAAAUGCUUCAGUGUCAGCUCCAACCUCAUAACCCACCAACGCACGCACCUAGGUGAGAAACCCUACCAGUGUGCCGACUGUGGGAAGAGUUUCAUCCAGCGCUCGGAGCUGACCAUCCACCAGCGCGUCCACACCGGGGAAAAGCCCUACAAGUGCCCUGAGUGCGGGAAGUGCUUCAGCCGCAGUUCCCACCUCAAUCGGCACCAGCGUACACAUGCCGGGGACAAGCCCUCGCUCCUCUCCACUGCCAAGUCCAGUGCCAGCAAUGCCCUCCAGGCCUCCUCAGCCUUCUCUGCUGCCAGCUCUUUCUCCUCCCCCCUGGGUGCCUCUUCUGCUCCCAUCCCAUCCCUGCCCUCCUUCCCUUCCUCCCCCUCACCCCUUCCCAUCCCAUCCCUCUCUGCCACCCCACUGGAUCUGCCCUGGGCCUUGUCCUUCCCAUCCCGUGCCUUCCCGCCCCACCCUUCCUUCCCCUCUCCUACUCCCUCUGGAGCCCAGGCCUCAUCCCUGAUAAAUUAACUGGCUGCCUCCACAUGCCUCUUCCUCAUUCCCCCCUAAGUCUCACCUCUUGACGUCCGGUCUGCCUUACUCUUCCCUCUGCCUACACCCUUAUCCCCACAACCCCCUUCCUGCCUCCUCCCAACUGUAUCCCAUCUCUAGCAGUGUUGUCCUCUCUUGCAGUUUUUUGUGUUUUAUAAUGUUUGGUCAAAAGUCCCAGCUCCCAGAGUCAAGGGAUCUACCUGAGAAUCUCCACUGGCAUUAUAUGAAAGUGAAUGUCCAGCCUGGGAUGGGCACAGACAAGAGUUGGGCAGCAUGCGACCCUUCAGAGCUCAGCCACCAGCAGGUGAACAAGCAGAAACCCAGAGGUCAUAUUUAAAGCCCAUGUCCUCAGUGUUUUGGGAGGUCUGUCUCCUGCUAUCUUUAAAAGCUCAGGAUUGGCAAUACUGUGACUAGGCCCCACAACUCCUACUUUGGCUGUGGAGUUGGCCUCCCACUGUCCUACUUUUUUCCCUUUCCUAUUUCUUCUCUUCCUCUGAUUUUUCACACCAUCAGUUUCCACUCUCCUUUUCCCAUCCCUCUGGUCCUUCUGGCUCUUCCCCGUCCCUCUCGUAUGUCCCCAGUGGCUCCAGUGUUGAUGCUGGUGACCCCUCUGGUUGUGCCACUCAACAGCCUAGUUCAGCCUGUAGCACUGGAUCAGACCCUUCCCCUUCUGCUCAUCAUCGGCAGCUUUAGCUGAUGUUUGGAAAAAACUCACUGUGGAGCACUCCCCAGCUGGGACUUCCUGGUCUUCACUCUCUGUGACCCUACAGAGCUGAAUGGUGACAGCCCACUGCUGUUACAAGAGGAGACUUGAGGAUAGACUGGGAAGGCAGUUAAGCCAAGACUGGAAGCAUCCUGUGAGAAGAACAAGGGCAAAAUCCCAGGCCCCUCUGGUGAGUGGAGUGAGUUCCCAGACUCCCGUGCAUUAGCUCAGCUAUCCAUGGACCACACAAGACCACACCAGGGGCAUGGUAUCUCUGCCCCUCUUAAUGAAGGAGAGGUGUGGAGAGAGUUUGCCCUAGAACUCAUCAUCAGAUAAAAAAUGACGUUAGUGAUUUCAACUUCAGUUGGGUGGGUGGGGGGAAGAAACUAAUUUUUUUAACAGAUUUGGAACAAAUUUCCCCCUCCCCCUCAGAAAUGUUGACAGACUGUUAGAUCUUGAAACCUGGGCCUAAAAAACGUAAGGGAAAAUAAUUUUGCUCUCCCUCCUUAUUUCUACUGGUUUUCAUGUGGCUCUAAUUAGGGUCACAGAUUCGAAGCGAGGCCCCACCUAUCAUUCGAGCUAAUUUUGGGGGCUCUUCUUGCUGAAGAGUUGGACCCCCUCACAUUCGUACUUUUGUUGCAUAUCUGUGCUCCAGGCCUCUUCGGAUUGGCCUUUUCUUAUUUUGUAACCUUGUAAAUAGCCUGAUGAUAGUUUCCAACUCUGUAAAUUUUUUUUUAAAAUCUCUUUUCCUGUAACUCCUAGCAGUGGAUGCUGUGAUUUAAAUGCAGUUGUACUAUCAUGAAGAAAGCUCUGGGCGGAUCAUGUCUAAUUUGGCUACCUUCCCAGUGCGCUGCCUGAUACCCAAAGAGACGUACCCCUUAGGCCCUGAAUGAACUAUUGAAGACACUAAAGAGUUAGUUUGGUGGUGGCAAAUAUUGAGGGUGCUUAAAUCCAUAGUCAGGGUUUCUCUACAUGGAGUGUUGUUCCAGAAUAGCUUUUCCUGAUUAGGUCUCUGUGUGACUAUCCAGAAUAAAUUUGCCUUAUUCUUUUUCCUGGGUGGAUUAAGCUAAUUCAGAAUAAGGCAUUUUUGUUCCAGCACAGCACAAGGAGACGCACACAGGGAGUUAUUCAGUAUUUGCUAUUCCAUUUAAGACCUAUUCCCUCUCUUAAUCUAAAUGAAUACCCUUGUGCUGAAAAUCCCUCAGGUUGGGUGCCCAGAGGAGCCUGAAGGAGUGAUGGGCCUGACUCCUACUGAGAUGGUCAGAACAUUCAGCCUCUCUCAUGAUGCCUUCCAGGCCACUCCACCACACUUUCCAUCCCCAAGCUGGAGUCUCGCACACCCACCAAGUGCAUGCCUACAGUUUGUUGUCUCCUUUUUCUGUCUGAGCAGGACAAUGGUGAUAUUGGCUUGCCUUCUGCUGAAGCCAGCAAGUGUAGGAUCAGACAGGAAGAGCAGGUGCCACUGGCACAGACAGAAGCAACAGGACUGGCCAGCAGAGACAGUGGGAUGAGCCAUCUCCUUACCCUUGCCAGCCAUCUCUUUCCCAGCUGCAGCAAUUGCCAUAUGCUUCAGACAACCCGCAGUCGCUCUCCUGCACCUCAAGAGCCCCAGCACCUACCUGCGUUUCAACCUCACCCACAGUGGUACAUCUAUGUGCAGCCCCAUGUCUUGCCCAUGGCAAGCACUGCUGGCCAGAAGCUGACAUUUAAGGUAGCAUGCAAAUGAUUUGCAAGUGUGUAUGAAGCACUUUGCAUAUUGCGCCACACUUGGCACUGCACUGAACCAGGCUGUUCCGUGUGCUCCUUGGACAACCCCAGGCAAGAGGUGCCAAGCUGCUGGUCCAAGUGAAGCCCCAUACAAAUAUUGGUACGAGUAGUAGUGCUGCUUCUUCUGGAAGUCAUUGGCAGCUAUGGCAGCCCAACACCUCCAAAAACUGGGUUGCUUUCCUUUUGAUGCCUUUAUUAGCUGAGGGGCAGAUCCUCUGCUAGCAUAGACUGAGGCAGCAUCAAUGACAUGAAGAAAGUGUUUGACAUCAGCUUAUAGUAUUGGGCCUGCUCUUGUAGAAACAGGGAUUGCACACUACUGUCAUCCCCAUAAUACAGGCAGUCUUUGACUUACAGCAUUUCAAGUUACAACAUUAUGCCUUACAGUUAUAAAUUGACACCCUGUUUCAACUUUAUGACGUCAGUUUCAGCUUUACAACACUUGAUCCAAUGCUAUAUCAUGCCAGUGAGCACGUUCACUGCAUCGUCCAUCUCCCUGGAAAACAUCUCUCCAAGCUUCCUUGGAUGCUUUCUUUAAGAAAGUAGCCAAGACUCCAGAAAAACCUGCAGACAAGACUCUUGAGAAGACUCCAGCCAAGAGGCCUUCAAAAAGUCCAGCAAAGUCACCUCAAAGAAGUCCUUCCAAAUCAAUGCAAUUGCUAAUUACAAUAUAAAUACAUUAAUGUAGCUAUAUUACUCAUCUAUAAUUGAUUGAGGACAAAAUUAUGGGUUAUUUUUGGUGAAAAUAGGGUAUCGGGCCUUGGUUCAGGAACCAAUUCCCCAUUUAUAACAUUGUUUCCUAUGGGAAAAUCGGUUCCGAGUUACAUUUCGACUUAAGACGCAGCUUUCAGGAAGCAAUUGUGUCGUAAGUCUGAGGACUGCCUGUAUCUGAUUACUGUCCGUCAUGCAUUUAGCAUCUAAUUGCAUUUUUUAGGCAGACAGAUCUAAAAAACGGAACCUGAGUAUAUAUUUUUUAUUUUCUUACAAAAGAGGGCAAACACACCACAGCCAACUAGCCCUCCCUCCUCCUCUCCCCCUGAAGUGAAUGAAUGGCUUUUCAUCAUGUGACUUUGAAGCAAAUGCAUCUGACUCAGGAUGGGGAUCUUGGGAACAAAACAUCUAAGCUCUCUUGAACUCCUUUCAGGAGGUUCUUUAUUAAAGAAGCAGACAUUUGUAAGCCACAGAAGAAAACUUAUUUCUGGUUUGAAGUUUGAUUUCAGGCACAGAAUCAGGAACUAUGAAAUCGAAUAAUCAGAUGGCAGCGAAUCCUAGAUGUUAAAUUCUUGGUGAUACUAAAAUUUUAUACUAGCGCCUUCAGUGCUAUGAGUAUUGGAUGCUUUAAUGAUGGGCAUUUAGACCUACUAAACAGAAAAGCAAAUGGAUUGCCCAUGUCUGCAGAAUAUCGUGAGCCAUCACGAGAAGAAACUCCAUUAGAGCAGACAUCCCCAAUAAAGGAGGCAGAGGAGGCCUUUGUACAAACUGAGACUCAACUUAUUGGUGAACAGUAACGUAUCAGGUCUCACCACCGGGCCUUGAGUUACAAAGGGAGUGGAGUCAUCAGAACCAAAAAAACAUCAAUCCCAUGCAAAGUUAGAAGAAAGUUACGCUUAUCAAGUUUGAGACCUGGUCAGUGUCAUUGUCACAGGAAAGAGCAAGGCCACUUGGAUGAAGAGGAGAGAGAUGGAUCCAGCAGAACAAGUGUAGCCUUCUAAACAAGGGGAAUGAUUGGCCUUUCACAAGAUGGCAGUGAUAAAAGAGAAGAACCCCCUUGGGUUUCAACAGGACUUAGAGUUAUGCUGCAGAUAUGCUGGCGAGGGAUGCCUCUUCAGGGUUGGGUUUUAUGUGCCUUGAAGAAAAUAUUGUGAAUGGUGCAAAUUUAAAAAAGAAAUGGAAGCCUGUCCCUUGCUGCAGCAGCCCACAGGAAGAAGUGCAAGGCUGAUGCUAGCAUGGGCUCCCAGGCCAUGGCGAGAGCAGCUCCGUGCCUGAGUUAUGCAUGCCUGAAGAAGUGUGAUGUAGUGAUCACUGGCUGCUCAGAAAAUAGGAUUGGCAUCAACUGUGUGCUGAGCUACUUGUGCAGGUGAAGUGGGUGGACAUCUCUCCCAAGAAAGACGAGGAUGAGGAGACCUCCUUGAACAGUGUACAGGAGUGUCUUGCAGGGGUCUGAGGACCUGAAAGUAGCACUGGGUCUAGAGACAGAUGAACUGGUAGAUAGUAUUGCACCUGCCAAGGGCUCCAGUGCAAAACCAACCCUUGAUGCCAUUGGCCAGGCAUUAUAAAUUAGGGCUGUGCAAACCUUCAGUUGCCAAUUUGAUUCAGAGGAGAUUUGGCUCGAUUUGGGGGCCGAAUCUCCGAAUCUGAAUCAAAUCGGGAGACUCAUUAAAAGCUCUGAAUUGAUUCGAAGCAUCCAAAUCAUUUGAAAAAGAUUCGGAAAAGAUUCAGAGAUUCAGAUCGGCCGGGGAGAGGCAAGCACAGCCAGGCAGUUGCAGGUUAUCCCACAGCUCCUUCAGCUGUGCCUGCCUCUCCCCGGGCCAGGGGAGCCAUGGGAGAAGCCCCCAUGGCUGUCCUGCCUGGCCCUGGCCUCCUGGGACUUUAAAAAAAAAAAAAAGAAGAAAGCCCCACAUUCACCAGCUGCAGCAGUCACCCAGAGCCAAGCACUGCUUAGCCCCAGCUGCCGUAGCUCCUGGCAAGCUCACAGUGCCCUGCCGAGCCGCGCUGCACCUGCGCCAGGGGGCAGCUGCUGUGCGGGUGCCGGGGGGGCAUCCCCACUGCUCUGUGCUGUGCAAGGUGACUUUGCCAUGAGUGCCUAGAGGCCUCAAUCGCUGCUGCUACAGCCAGUGAGUGCAAGGCUUUUUUUCUUUUCUUUAAAAAUGCCAGGAGCCAGGGCCAGGCAGGGUAGCAAUGGGGGCUUCUUCCGUGGCUCCUCCCCACCUGGGGAGAGGCAAGCACAGCCGGAGGAGCCGCAGGAGAACCUGCAGCCAUCCAGCUGUGCCUGCCUCUCCCCGGCAGAUCUGAAUUACCAAGUCUCUGAAUCGGCUCCAAAUCUUUUGAAGCCGAUUCAGCUGAAUCGAAUGGGGACAGUGAUUCGAAUAACUGUCCUCUGAAUCUGAAUUGAAUACUUCCCUAUUUGCACAGACCUACUAUAAAUCCCUGGUGCUUAGCUGGGGAAUGAUAAAUGCUCCAGCCACUUUUCAGAGGUUGGCCAAAGAAAGACUCACAGGACUUGAAUGGGAAUGUGUUUGCAUGCUGCCAUCUGUAGAUAGAGGUGUUAGGGAUGCCCUAUCCCCAGAUAAAGUGUACUGCCAAGGCUGCUGCCAGCAGAAGCAGGCCUGCUGCAGGAGGCUGGGUAUGCACGGUGAAGUGGUCCUGCGAAUGUGGAGGGAAACCAGAGGAGGCUUCUUAGGGCAUGGUGGGACUUUGCUCCUGCUCAGUAGGUUGUUGUGGUAGCAUUGACAACAACUACAAGAAUAUCACAUGGGCAUCAUGGCAUCCAGUCCACAGUGGGAUAUGAGUGCAUUGCUGAGAGUGGUUGGGAUUUCCAAAGGAAAUGGCCUGACUCGUCUCUCUGAAGGUCCCAGUGAAAGUCCUGUUGACAUCAGUAGGACCAUGACCUAAGCUGAUCCAAGUGCCUUUGGAAACGGCAGCCUGUUAGGCUUUCUGUUAGGGGUGCCUUCGCCCUCCACUUGGGUACUGCAUUGACCCCACAGGAAAUGCAACAAGAACAGACCUGACAGGCAGGUGACAAAGAAAUUAUCAGGAGCUUGGGUAAAAAUCCUCUGGGGAAAGAUUUAUAAAGGUCUAGAGUAGACAGCGUGGCGGCGGGGAGGGGGAAGAGAUGAUCAAGAAAGCUUGAAGAAGCAAUGAAUGGGCCAGCUAUUAAAUCCCUCCUCAUUCUUCUCUUCUCCAGACUAAAUAAGCUCAGUUCCCUCAGCCUCUCCUCAGAAGUCAUGUCCCCGAGCCCGCUCACAAUUUUCAUUGCCCUCCACUGGACUCUCUUCUGUUUAUCCACAUUCUUUCUAUAGUGGGGGCCCCAAAACUGGACACAGUACUGCAGAUGGAGCCUCACCAGUGCCAAAUAGAAGAGACAAUGAUAAAAAAAGCAGAUGAUAAAAAGAGUCACUUGACUCAAUUCCUGGUUAACCUAUGGAACUCAAUGCUACAAGACAUCACUAUGGCAGAGAAUGGAGAUGCCUGUCUUUUUAAAUUUACUAAAGUGACAAGUGUUUUGGAAUACCUGUCACGGGGCUUGCAAGGGCUCUUGCUUCAUGGUGUGAGUCAAUCCCUGAGGGAUGGAGGCUAGAAAAAAAACACUUCCCUGUAGGGGCCAGUUCUUGAAUCACUGCAUAUGUCUCUGAAGCAGCAGGUGCUGGCUGCCAUCUGGGACAAGGUGCUGGACUAGAUGGACGCCUGAUAGGACCCAGGCUUCUGCACCCAUGGCAUGACCAGGGUUUAACUCACUCCAGUGAAUUCCCAAGAUUGUCAUACCUCUGCUUGCAACAUUGCUGAAUCCAUAACUGGAAUAUUAUAUCCAAGCCAAAAUUACUCUAUUUCCCUGGCUACACCUUUUCAGUGGAGCUGGUGACCGAGUACUGAGGUCAGUACUGACUGUAGCAUUGUUUCAAAAUGGUACAGAUGGCAAAGCAGAAGUGGUAAUCUGAAGGGCUAAAUGCUGCCACCCACCGUGUUGCCAGCUCUCUUGCCUUUGCCAUGUGGUUUUACAACCUUGAAUGCCUCCCUUAAAGACCCAGCUGUGGGAAGCCUGCCAGGAGGGGAGGCCCUUGGCUUUCACUUAAAACCAAAAUUAUGUUUUUAGUGCUCAUGGUCAUGGAGAAAUGUUUGUGGACAUGACCCAAGGCUAGCACACCUCAAGGACUUGGAAACAGGGAGACGAAAAAGAAGCCCAAAUGCACUGGGGGGGGGGGGGGGGGGGGGGGGGGGUUUCAAAGAAAGAAAGAAGGGGUAAAGAAGAAUGGGCAGUGCCAAAGAUUUCUGACCAGGCUGUAGCCAGGGACCUGUACGGUACCCAGCUGGACUGGCAGCUGAUGUGCAGAUCCCAAGUGGAUCUUGCAUGAUCCAGAGCCCAGAGUCAGCUCUGGAGACAGCACACAAGCCAGCCGGGAGUCCAAUGUGUUCACUACACAGCUGGCAAAAUGAGGAAGGCCUGGUAAUGGGGGGCAUCUGGAAGGGAGUAAGAAACCCAUUGUGCUAUUCCUGGCUCUGCCACUGAAUCCUGUACAAUGCAGAGCUAGUUGCUGCUGCCACCCAGUGCCUUGGUUUUCCCAUCUGUAAAAUGGGGGAAUGAUAACACUGUUUCCUGCCCACCUUGUAGAGGAGUCACGAGAAGAAAGUGCUUAAUGUCCACACAGUGCUCUGAAUGGGCAAUCACUGUGAAGCUGAGCUGUGUUACCAUUGGGAUAGAAAGCUGGGAUAAUACAAUUAACCAAGAGAUGAACUGUUUUCUCACUUCUCUACUCCUGAUAACUUGAUGCCAUUCAAGUCCCCAGACAAAGAGUGGAUUGAUAGCACAAGAAGGGGCCUACAUUUUUUAGUGCAUCUCAGCCUUAAGCCCAUGGUAUCUCAGAGCCCCCUGUGGGGCAGGGAAGGAUUAGCAUGCCCAUUUCACAGAUGGGGACCUGAGACACAGAUUAAGUGACUUCCACAAGGGUCACUGGCACAGCCAGGGGUUAAGCCUCAGUCUCGUCAGUCCCAAGCUAGUGUGCUAGCCACUGGACCCUCCUUCCUUCUUAGGCGGUUACUCUGGGGAGUAAAACCAUGCUUUGGAGCAGACUUUGCUGAAGGAAUGUCCUGAGGCCUGAAUAGCUAAAGGCCUGCCUCCAUGUGGCCAGCAUAGCUGUAGCAGAAUGACUACUAAUGCUAACUACUGCCGCAGAGCUAUUCUGUAAUAACUCCUUCAUGUGAAUGCCCUUGUUUCAAAACAGCUUCUUUUAUUCCAGAGUAAAUGUGCUGCAUAUUCUGGAAUAGAAAUAAAGUUUGAAAUAAAGAGUCCACAUGGAACAGCUAUUUUAGAAUAGGCAAGCUAUACCAGAAUCCAUCUCUAGUGGAAAUGUUGCCCUGCAAUAGCUACUCCAGGAAACUUCCCUCUUAGAGAUGAGGCCUUAAUGCCUACCUAAAUGACCUCAGAUGUCUUUUCUGCCAUGUUAGGGCAAGCUGGGUUGUGUUUGACUGUAAGCUGUCAGGGGCAGGACAGAGACAUCAUAUCUCAAGACGAAGGGAAUGUGAGGUGAGAGAACCCCAUGGGAUUAGGAUCAUAGAUGUGGAGCCUGUUCGUGGUUAUAGAAGCAAACACAUUUUAUUUUGAUAAUCUUGUAUUUUUACUUAACUGUCAACCCUAUGGAGUGUUUUUAUGGAUGUUGCUGUUUUGUUUUCUGAGCCCGUUUCCAUUUGAUUAUUCUUUUGUACCCUGUGUAUAUAGCCCAGCGGUAUGGUUAAAAACUGUAAAUAAAUGACCUUUUUAUCUGUUUUUCCCCAA